This is a messenger RNA of Necator americanus (New World hookworm), 279 nucleotides long. RefSeq lists its product as uncharacterized. Lineage: Eukaryota; Metazoa; Nematoda; Chromadorea; Rhabditida; Ancylostomatidae. The transcript has 4 exons. The record is from RefSeq and is a predicted model, not a curated record. Bases 1 to 279 code for a protein of 92 amino acids.
AUGCUAUUACUUUUUAUUGCCUCAUUUGUAAACACAUUUCUUUUAAUCAGUAUCAGCUUAAUCAAAUGUUCUAAAGAACCUCCACCACCUCCACGGAAACCGGAAAGGCCUAAACCGCGCCCUUUGCCCCCACCUCCACCAAAUCUUGAGUUAGCAGGAAGCGGAACGAAAGAAGACCACACGCUCAAAGAUGUUGCAUCUUUAUCGCCUGACGACGAUAGUAGCAGGAAAGCCAAAGGAAAGAAGAAAACAACUGGAUCACGAGAAAAGACUGUUUGA